AUGUCUUCCACCCCGGCAGCUUCGGCAGACGACAUCGCCAAACACGGAUGGAGCGCGGUGCCACGUGAUGCCAACGCCAUCCUCAAGGGCAAACCCUACCUCCAUAAGCCAUCCGCUCUGAAGCUGGCUGAUAUGCCCUUCCCCGACGAUGACCCCGUCGUCGCUAAGGUGCAACGUUACGCCAAGAAGCAUCUGCUCGAGCAGACAUACAACCACUCGAUGCGUGUAUACUACUGGGGUCACUCCAUCAUCAAGGCCCAGUUCCCAGAGCACGCGAGCAAGCUCUCCAUGUCGACGUGGGCGCUGGCCUGCCUACUCCACGACAUCGGCACCACGCACUCCAACCUGCGCGCCACGCUCCUGUCAUUCGAAUUCUACGGCGGCAUCUUGGCGUUGAACGUCACGAAGGACAGCGGCGCACCACAAGUCCAGGCCGAAGCCGUCGCGGAGGCUAUCAUCCGCCACCAGGACCUGGGCACGGUCGGUACGAUCACGUUCCUUGGGCAGGUGAUUCAGCUCGCUACUGUGUAUGAUAAUAUGGGGUUCCAUCCGGAGCUGGUUGAUGAACAGACGAGGUUGGAGGUCAAUAAGGGAUACCCAAGGAAGGGGUGGAGUGGCUGCUUUUCCAAGACGAUAAUGGAGGAGAAUGGGCUGAAGCCUUGGGCGCAUACGACGCAUUUGGGCGAGGAGGACUUUCCGGAGGGGGUUAGGGGGAAUGAGCUAAUGAAGGAUGUGGAUGGUUGGGGGUUGUAG
Messenger RNA from Anthostomella pinea, 753 nucleotides. The record is from the annotation of a GenBank genome assembly. Lineage: Eukaryota; Fungi; Ascomycota; Sordariomycetes; Xylariales; Xylariaceae.